This is a messenger RNA of Fimicolochytrium jonesii, 1225 nucleotides long. RefSeq lists its product as uncharacterized. The record is from RefSeq and is a predicted model, not a curated record. Lineage: Eukaryota; Fungi; Chytridiomycota; Chytridiomycetes; Spizellomycetales; Powellomycetaceae. The coding region runs from base 309 to 1172 and encodes 287 amino acids. The transcript has 3 exons.
AUUGUGCCAGGGUGCGUUGAAUUUGUUGAAGAGGUUAGCUGCCGAUUCUGAAAGCGGUGCUAGUUGUAACUUAAAAGCUUGAUGAACGCGUGAAAGCAGGCGCGAAGGCUGUUCGACUUGCUCAUGCGAAAGCCAAAACGGCUGCUAUUUGCCGAGUUUGGUUUCUGAUCUCGUGUCUUGCCCAUCACUCGUCGCUGGCCCUCAAAAGCGUUCAUUCAUUACACCGCAUACCUCAGCAGCGGGAAUAACAAGGGCGAACUCCAGCUGAUUUCAUUCUGCGCCCCAUUCGCACAAUUGGGAUCGGAAUAAUGAUUGCCAUCUAUGUCUUGGUGACGGUUACCGUGGGCCUCUUCUGGCUCUUCUCAAACCGGUCUGACGGAAAAGAAGGUGGCCCCAGCAAUCCUCCGCCAACCUUGAAAGACUCGAGUCCUUCGAAAAGCCCGAAGGGCAACAAGCCAAAUCCCGACUCGAAGAAGGGCGGGGUAUCGGGAGUGGUGGAGAAUGCUGCCGCUACCACCACGAAGAAGAGGAAAAACAAAAAGGGAAAGAGCAAACAACAGGCGAAAGCUCACGUAGCACCUAUCGCAGGCGAGAAGGUGUCACCAGCCAACUCUGAGGCUGAGAUCGUGCCUUCGGCCGCGUCUGCGCGAGCAUCGCCGGCACCUUCACCUGCACCAGCGGCCCCUUGGAAGCCAGAUAUGGAUACGGACGAUGAAGACGACGGGGUCAUGCAGCGCGUGUUACGAGUCAAGCCUGACGAGCUUGCGUCGGCAAUGGUAGUGGAAGACGGAUGGCAGAUCGUGGAUGCGCCAAAAAAACCGACCAAGCCACGGACCAUGACGAUUGUCGGUUCUUCAUCGUCAGUAUCGUCAUAUGAACCCGCUCCUCUGAAUGCUUCAGAUCCUACGUUGACGAAGAAGCAAAAAGAGAAUUUACGGAAGGCAGAAAGAGUCAAAGCUGCGAAGUUAGCGCAGAUCGAUGAACAAAAAGCACGGCUCCUCGCCUAUCGAAAAGAGCAAGAAAAGUCGUGGGUGGCGAAAGAGAUAGAGCGAGACAAGCAGAAACUUCGGGAGAGGACGCUGGCAAAAGGCCAGCAGCAGCAGCAGCAGCAGCAGCAACACAGUCGGGAUCCGUCAGGAAGUGAGGGUCUCGGUAACGGUAUAUGGAGUUGAAGCGACCAUGAUGGGUUGCGAGGAAAAAUGAUCUGGGUCAAAUCGCACGUUGU